GUUGCCAGAUAUACUCGAGGUGCUUUUGCAUAACAUAUAUAAAGGGUUUCAUUCGGCCAUCUUCCACCAGAUAAUCUACCACACAUACUCGACAACAUGCCUGCUCGCACUCACUAUGGCGGAUGGUUGCCCCGUGAUCAUGAAUUCCUCAAGGAUUGGAUUCACAAAAGGAUUGAAAAGUUAGGGCGAGCCCGUUCUGAUGGCGACCUCCUCCCUGUUAUCAAAGAAUUCAAAAAUUUGAUAGAGACGGAUUAUCAAAUCUUCAUAUAUUUCCAACAAGGGUUUGAGCAAUUAGUGCGCGAGAACAACGAUGCACAAGACCGAAAUUAUGUAAACAACUACACAACCAUGCUGCAUUUGAUGAACGAUACCAUUCAGCAAGCGCCCGCAUUUGUACAAAGUGGAGAAGGGAAUGUGAUCGGUGUUCCUUUGUAUGCUAUCCUCGACUCAAUUAUGAACACUACCGGUGGAUUUGCCGCGUUCGUCAACCCCAAAGUCAAUCUGCAACUCUACAAUGUGCUCACAUAUUGGUCGAACUACCUUGUAACGCCUGACUCGCGCCAUGUACUCACAGAUGCAGACGAAGGCUGGUUCGGUCUUAAAGCGACAAGUAUGAUGCCAAACUUCGCCGAGACCUACGUUUGUCAACCGGAUAAGCCAUACCACGGAUUCACCUCAUGGGAUGAGUUCUUCACUAGACUCUUCCGGCCUGGCAAGCGCCCCGUCUUCCCGGAUGAAGAUAAUUUUAUCAACAAUGCUUGCGAGUCCACCGUCUUUCGCAAGGCCUCCGAUGUAAAAGAAAACGACACAUUUUGGCUCAAGGGGCAGCCGUACUCUCUCGUCGACAUGCUUAACAAUGACUCCUUUGCUCCCCAAUUCGCUGGCGGGACUGUCUACCAGGCUUUCCUCAGCCCUCUCGAUUACCAUCGUUGGCACAGCCCUGUAAACGGCACUAUCGAGAAGACUGUUCUGCUCCCAGGCACCUAUUAUUCUGCAGUCCCAGACAAUGAGGGUGAUGGUGCCAUCAUUCGAUCCCAGCCAUACAUCACGGCAGUCGCCGCUCGCGCAUUGAUCUUCAUCAGAUCAUCCAAUCCUAGCAUCGGCUUGAUGUGCUUUGUGGGUGUAGGGAUGGUGGAGGUUUCGAGCUGUGAAAUCAUUGUAAAUCCAGGAGAUAAGGUCUCGAAGGGUCAGCAAAUUGGGAUGUUCCAUUUCGGCGGGUCUACGCACUGUCUCAUCUUCCGCCCCGAAACAAAACUCGUGUUCACUGAAGAGGCUGGUGACGAUAAACAUGUCGAAGUCAAUUUGGGCAUUGCACAUGUAACUAAUUGAGGCUGCAAAGGAGUAAGUAUGUAGUAUGCUUUCCGAGUCUACUGUCGAAAUGUUGCAGUUGUAUUAGUACAGGUUUUUUGAACACUUGUCUACAUGUUUUUGGACUCUGUAAA
Messenger RNA from Serpula lacrymans var. lacrymans S7.9, 1442 nucleotides. RefSeq lists its product as uncharacterized. The transcript is spliced from 3 exons. Lineage: Eukaryota; Fungi; Basidiomycota; Agaricomycetes; Boletales; Serpulaceae. Bases 97 to 1329 code for a protein of 410 amino acids. Gene Ontology annotation, biological process: phosphatidylethanolamine biosynthetic process. Gene Ontology annotation, cellular component: mitochondrion. The record is from RefSeq and is a predicted model, not a curated record. Gene Ontology annotation, molecular function: phosphatidylserine decarboxylase activity.